AAAUUAAAACCAAACAUGGAUUUUUAAUGAUUCACUAUAAUAUAAUUUUGUUUCGUUUGCCGUGUAUUAGCAUUUGUUUUCGCUGCAUACGUUUUACGUUCGACGACCCUGAGACACAAAGUAGCUGAAUUUCUUGUAAUAAUUGAUAGUAAUUAAUAAUUUUACAAGUAAUCAUCGCGUGCCAGACACUGGCGUGCGAGAUAACGCAACCGUAGGCGCCGCGCAUAUUCACGCGCUUGACAAUAUAAUACGCGCGUAAACAAAUUAGUGGCGGUACGCGCCCUGUGUUUUAAUUAGUUUUAACUGUAGCGACUUGGCGGAAUGAUGUAUAGAGAAGCGCCGCUUUCGAAUCGUCGCCCGCCCGUCGUCGUUUGAGAGGAUCGACGAUCGAUCGGAGCAGGGUCACUUGGAUGGGCAACUCCAGCGUCAAGAGGAGCUAUCAUAAUCAGCAGAAGUAUGACAGUCAGUAUAGUCUCAGUGACUUGCUUGGUGGAAGCUGUGUUAAUGGUGUGACAACGCAGACUUCCACGGAGGAGAGAUCAUGGUCCCGUGCUUCGUACAGAAGUUGGACUAAAGGCGCUACACAGGAUAUUCAUGCAUCUUCCAAAACAGUAUGGCCAAUAUCGCGCUUGCAGUCGAUGUUCCUGCCAGAAUUUCCAGUUAAGGAGGUAUCCCUGAAGUCAGGCUAUACCUUCCUAGAUGUAAUAGCUAAGGGUGCUUACGGGAAAGUAUACAAGAUGCGAAAGCAAGAAACUAGUCAGAUAUUUGCACUGAAGGUGAUCAGCAAAGCUAUGAUUGUGGCAGAGAAUUGUGUCAGACAAGCUAAGCAAGAAGCAUCAAUACUGAGAAUGGUUGGGCAUCAUCCUUUCAUAAUAAAUUCCGUCCAUAGAUGGCAAGGCAGGAAGACACUGUAUAUAUUGAUGAAUUAUGUUUCUGGGGGAGAAUUAUUUUCACUAGUCGACGAGUAUGGCUGUUUGCCUGAAAAGGUAGUUAGGAUAUAUGUAGCUGAAAUUGCCUUAGCUGUAGAUUUUCUACACAACGCUGGUAUAGUACACAGAGAUCUGAAAACGAGCAAUAUUCUACUUGAUGAAGAAGGCCACGCUGUGAUUAUCGACUUUGGUCUAGCUAAAUGGCUACAUCGCACAGAACGAACGAACACGUUCUGCGGAACACCCCAAUAUAUGGCACCAGAAAUUCUAAAGAAGGAAUAUUAUGGACAGGAGGUCGAUUGGUGGUCUCUAGGGGUGUUAGCUUGCGUUCUACUCACAAAUGAGUAUCCAUCUAUUUUGUCGUCGGAGCUUCUGCCUGCCGACAAGAUUGCCCGGGACGAUCUGAAUUGCGCGAAUGUACCAGGAAUCUUACCGACGAACGUGGAUAUUUCACCAGCAGCGAGGGAUCUUCUGAAACGCCUCUUACAGCCGGAACCUCGCCUAAGACUCCGGUCUCUUCUCAGUCUUCAAAGGAUCGCCUUUUACAUGAGCUACGAUCUCCAAAAUUACAUGCUAAAAAAGGAAUCGCCAUUCCGGAUUUUAGGAGUGAAAAAUCGACAAAAAACGCAGCAAGAAAGAAUGGAUUGUUUCGAUCAAAAAUUUGCAAAUUUUGAAUCUUUCCCUGGCGAUGCCACGCGAACGAGUCAUCAAUGAUCUUUAUGUAUAUAAUAUGUGGUUUUCUCCAAUUUUAUGCAUACACACAUGCUUUAAGAUGAAAAAUGCACAAACAGAAUUAUUUUUUACAGUAACAAAUAUUUUUUUACGUAAAACGUGUAAUUAAAUAUAAAAAAUAAUACAUUCAAUUUUACUAUUUACUUAAUAAGUCUCGUAAUUUUU
Molecule: messenger RNA, 1826 nt
Organism: Monomorium pharaonis (pharaoh ant)
Lineage: Eukaryota; Metazoa; Arthropoda; Insecta; Hymenoptera; Formicidae
Gene: S6KL
Product: serine/threonine-protein kinase S6KL
Exons: 9
Coding region: 411-1643 (410 amino acids)
Biological process (GO): protein phosphorylation
Molecular function (GO): ATP binding; protein serine/threonine kinase activity
Source: RefSeq, a predicted model, not a curated record